UAUGGAUUCCAACUGAACCAUGCUAUCAUCGUUACACUCUGGACCACCGGAUGAAAAUGUAACAAGAUGCACACAAAACCUCACCACCACCCAUUGCAACCAGUCAGCAGCUCUCACACUCGUCUGCACAGAGCUGAACCAGAAAAUCUACGACUUCUACUGCGAGUCCAACUCCAGCGAGGACGGUUGGUAUCAUUGCGUCGGCUGCAACGUCAACUCUACCAAAGACCUCUUGGUGAGCUUCUUCUCGUCUAACCUCAGCGAUUUCAUUAUCAGAGUUCCAGAUGCUCGGUGCCAUCUGUCGAAUAAAAGUGACGAUGUGUUCUGGUCGUGUACGGAUAGUUCUGACAUUUCGUGGAGUAGGUUUCAUUAUGACUGGAGUUUUCUUUUCGUGGUGGUGUUCAUAACAGCUGGAGGACUGGGGAAUAUUCUUGUGUGCCUCGCGGUGUUGUUGGACAGGCGGCUGCAGAACGUUACGAACUACUUCUUGUUGUCGUUGGCCAUUGCCGAUUUGCUAGUGAGUUUAUUCGUUAUGCCGUUGGGAGCCAUACCUGGAUUUUUGGGUGAGUAA
Leptinotarsa decemlineata (Colorado potato beetle) is the source of this 571-nucleotide messenger RNA. It is a transcript of the gene 5-HT2A, whose product is annotated as 5-hydroxytryptamine receptor 2A. Gene Ontology annotation, biological process: G protein-coupled receptor signaling pathway, coupled to cyclic nucleotide second messenger; serotonin receptor signaling pathway; chemical synaptic transmission. Gene Ontology annotation, cellular component: plasma membrane; dendrite. Gene Ontology annotation, molecular function: G protein-coupled serotonin receptor activity; neurotransmitter receptor activity; serotonin binding. The record is from RefSeq and is a predicted model, not a curated record. Lineage: Eukaryota; Metazoa; Arthropoda; Insecta; Coleoptera; Chrysomelidae.